GAUGUGGAUAUAUUAGGACAAACACUAGCUGGAUGUGACUUAUCGCAAGGCGACUUUCUUAAUGGUCUAUCCAAACGGACGCUGCACGGUUUCUAUUUAAAUUUGGCAUCAUCGAUUCGAUGUGCAUCGGAAUCCUCGCCCAACGCCGAGCUGAUUUCCUCACUAAUUCAAGCAUCAAAUAAUGCAUCACGUUGGGAGACAUUUUUGAAAGAUGUGCGUGAAUAUGAGGAGAAAAAUCGUGGGGACGACACCGGAAUCACUCCCCCACCAGCUAGCAAUAUUGUAGACACAGCGAAAAUUGAUGCCUGUGACAUGCCCGAUCAAAUGGUCAGUAAUGCAACACAGUUAUUGGCCGAAUAUGAGCAGUAUCUGGUGCCAAAAGCGUUGCCAGAAGAAGUUCCAGUAUUAUUUCCUUGCUCCUCGCAUGAUACCGAGUAUGUUUCAAUAAAUAGUUUUUUUUUUUUUUCACUUAUUUCUGUUAAACCAUAA
This is a messenger RNA of Gongylonema pulchrum, 489 nucleotides long. NCBI's taxonomy places the organism in Eukaryota, Metazoa, Nematoda, Chromadorea, Rhabditida, Gongylonematidae. The record is from the annotation of a GenBank genome assembly.